AUGAAAAAUGACGGAAUUUGGUUAAAAUUAUUUUUUGUGAUCAUUUUUGCAUGCGUGCGUCGUUGUAAUUUGUUUUUCUUUCUUUGUUUUCUUCUUUCUAUGAUUCUUAGUAUCCAUCAAUCUCUCUUAGCUGAUUGCUUUCUUUCUUUCUUUCUAAAUUUAACUUUUACUUUUUCUUUCUUUAUUAAGAUUUCUCUUUCUUUCUUCUUUCUUUCUUAUCAGUCAUUUCGUCUUUCUUUCUUUCUUUCUUUCUUUCUUUCUUUCUUUCUUUCUUUCUUUCUUAAGAUUUCUGUUUCGAUCUUUCACUGUACUUGCUUUGUAUCUCUUCUUUCUCUCCGGCCUUCUCUUUCUUUUGUAAUCUUUCCAUCUCUCCGUGUCUCUCUCUGCUUGUCUUUCUCAAACUUUCUCCUUGGUCCUAAGUUUACAAUCUAUCUAUCUAUCUAUCUAUCUAUCUAUCUAUCUAUCUAUCUAUCUAUCUAUCUAUCUAUCUAUCUAUCAUUGAAUAACUUAUUAGAGGGGCCAUGGAUUAUUCAGUUGAAAGGGUGGUUAUUAUGUUACUCGAUUCAUUAUCUAUCUAUCUAUCUAUCUAUCUAUCUAUCUAUCUAUCUAUCUAUCUAA
This is a messenger RNA of Acanthosepion pharaonis, 618 nucleotides long. Lineage: Eukaryota; Metazoa; Mollusca; Cephalopoda; Sepiida; Sepiidae. The record is from the annotation of a GenBank genome assembly.